This is a messenger RNA of Agrilus planipennis (emerald ash borer), 767 nucleotides long. RefSeq lists its product as uncharacterized. The transcript is spliced from 3 exons. The coding region runs from base 87 to 452 and encodes 121 amino acids. The record is from RefSeq and is a predicted model, not a curated record. Lineage: Eukaryota; Metazoa; Arthropoda; Insecta; Coleoptera; Buprestidae.
UAACAAAAGCAUUCGUUUUUCCUACGAUAAAAGUACUGGUGUUACAAACGAAUGGUCUGUCAUCUGUCUCACUUAUACCGUUUACGAUGAUACUAUUUGGAGUCGCGGUUUUUACGAUUAUCAGUAUCGUAGUGAUUCUUGUGACUUGUUACGCCUACAGGAAUAUACAGGAAAGGAUAUCCUUCCUCAGCAGUCAGCAAGAUGAUAUUUGGAACAUAAGUGGAAGAGUAAAUCAAGGACAGUCUCUUCCUCCCAACCGUUGGCCAACACAUGAUCACCACAUUGCCGUAGAAUCAUUUGUUAUUUCAGAUCGCGUAGCCAAAAGUGUACCUCCCCCUCCCCCGUAUUCGGAGGUGGAUUUACCGUCCUAUGAAGAAGCAACAGGGUGUUCUGGAAAAAACGACAUAGCACCUGUGCAUUCAACUCCGCAAACAUCAACGAGCACGCGAUAAUAUUAAAUUUGACGAACUCAUAAUAAUUAAUACGCUAGUAUUUAACAUCAAAAAAUAGUUUAACAAUUGACAUCGACUUGUUAACUUAUUUAAUUAAUAUAAAAGAGUUUAACAGAAUCGAUGGACUAUUUAUGAAGUGAUUAAAAAAACAAAAACGAGACAGGAAUGAGACUUACAUUAAACAUUACGAAAUUAUACUAAGGUAAUAGUAAAAGACGAAAUUUCUCAGUAUUAGUGGAAGCAGCUAAAAUACAGUUAUUCGUUGUAUCAAUGGUUAAUGAUAAAUGUAAAUAAAUUAUCUGCAUACUAUUUCUA